Messenger RNA from Parnassius mnemosyne (clouded apollo), 5250 nucleotides. The record is from the annotation of a GenBank genome assembly. Lineage: Eukaryota; Metazoa; Arthropoda; Insecta; Lepidoptera; Papilionidae.
AAAUAGCGAUAAAUAUAACCUUUUGCUUGCUUUGCUUUUGUUUGCAUUGCUUUUGUUUUUAUUUUUACUUAGAUUUGUUGUUAUAAUAUUAUAUCGUUUGUGAGAUUUAUACAAGUAUCCGAAAAAAUAAAACAAUGAGUUCCCCAAUUCCUGAUACACCGCCCGAAAGAGACGGAGCACGAUCAAGAAUGACUUCACCAGCUAGAGAAUAUGAGAUGUUUGAAGAUGAAAGUGCAAUUCUUGGAGAUAACGCGGCUGAAGAAGAAGAAGAUGGAGAGGAGCUUUUCAACGAUAAUAUGGAGGCAGACUAUCGUCCUAUGCCAGCAUUAGACCGAUAUGACAAUGAGGAUUUAGAUGAUGAAGAUUAUGAUCCUAUGUCUAUCGAAGAUCGUGUGGCUGCUGAACAAGAAUUGCGGAGGCGUGAUAGAGAUGAAGGCAGAGUGAGAAGAGAUGACCGUGGAUUGCUUUAUGAUGAAUCAGAUGAAGAGGGUGCAGAUGCACCUCGUGCCAAACGACGUCGGGCCGCCGAGAAAGCUGCUGCUGGUACGGAUGAGCAGGUUGAAGAGGGCAUUGAAAGUAUAGAGAACCUUGAGGACACGAAGGGAUAUACCACUAAGGAAUGGGUCUCCAUGUUAGGUCCUCGCACGGAGAUUGCUAACAGAUUCAAAAACUUCCUCCGUACAUACACUAAUAAUAAAGGGCAGUUUGUCUACAAAGACCGUAUUCGACGAAUGUGUGAACACAAUCAAGCGUCGUUCCACGUGGAGUUUGAUGUACUAGCGCGAAGGGAACAAGUGCUCGCCUACUUCUUGCCAGAGGCACCGUUUCAAAUGCUGCAAAUCUUUGAUGAGGUUGCCAAGGAGAUCGUUUUACAAAUAUUUCCAAGUUACGAACGGGUAACUUCCGAAAUCCACGUCCGAAUAUCUGAUUUGCCGCUGAUUGAAGAGUUGAGAACAUUCAGAAAGCUACACUUGAAUCAGCUUGUGAGGACAGUGGGUGUGAUUACUGCUACAACCGGUGUUCUACCCCAGCUCUCUGUAGUGAAAUAUGAUUGUAAUAGAUGUGGCUACAUUCUUGGACCGUUCGUUCAAUCGCUGAAUACUGAAGUGAAGCCUGGAUCUUGUCCGGAGUGUCAAAGUGCUGGACCUUUUAUGGUGAACAUGGAGCAAACGGUGUACCGUAACUAUCAAAAAGUAACAAUCCAGGAAUCUCCGGGGCGGAUCCCCGCUGGUCGUAUUCCCCGCAGUAAAGACUGUAUAUUGUUGGCAGAUCUGUGUGAUAGAUGCAAGCCUGGGGAUGAGGUGGAUUUAACUGGAAUAUAUACCAAUAACUAUGAUGGAUCACUCAAUACUGAGCAGGGUUUCCCAGUGUUUGCAACAGUUAUCAUAGCAAAUUACAUAGUGGUCAAAGAUUGCAAGCACAUUGUAGAGUCGUUGACGGAUGAAGAUGUUGCUAACAUUGUUAAACUAUCCAAAGAUCCCAACAUUGGUGAGAAAAUCGUGCAGAGUAUAGCUCCAUCGAUUUAUGGACAUGAUUAUAUAAAAAGGGGACUGGCGCUCGCUCUAUUUGGUGGUGAACCAAAAAAUCCAGGUGAAAAACACAAAUUGAGAGGGGAUAUCAAUGUUCUCAUUUGCGGCGACCCAGGAACUGCCAAAUCACAAUUCUUGAAAUACACAGAAAAGAUCGCGCCCCGUGCAAUAUUCACCACAGGGCAGGGCGCCAGUGCGGUCGGUCUUACGGCUUAUGUGAGAAAGAAUCCUACAACCAGGGACUGGACUCUGGAAGCAGGUGCUUUAGUCCUGGCAGACCGAGGCGUAUGUCUUAUUGACGAGUUUGACAAAAUGAAUGACCAAGACCGAACCUCGAUACACGAAGCCAUGGAACAGCAAUCUAUCUCUAUAUCUAAAGCUGGUAUCGUCACUUCGCUGCAUGCGAGGUGUUCAAUCAUAGCGGCCGCCAACCCCAUAGGUGGGCGUUACGACGCGUCGCUAACGUUCUCUGAAAAUGUAAAUCUGUCAGAGCCAAUACUGUCGCGUUUCGACGUGCUUUGCGUCGUGCGAGAUGAGGCGGACCCUAUGAAGGACGCACAUUUGGCUAAGUUCGUCGUGAGCUCUCACAUCCGGCAUCACCCAACACAGCGAGGUACAACUCUAGAGGAUAACACCGCCGAUGAUAUCGGCAUACCGCAAGAUCUCCUGAAGAAGUACAUUGUAUAUUCUAGGGAAAAUGUGCAUCCCAAACUUCAGAAUAUGGAUCAAGACAAAGUUGCAAAAAUGUACAGCCAGUUGCGUCAGGAAUCCUUGGCUACAGGCAGCUUACCCAUAACUGUUCGACAUAUUGAAUCAGUGAUACGUAUGAGCGAGGCGCACGCCCGGAUGCAUCUGCGCGCGCAAGUCAACGAGGAGGACGUUAAUAUGGCCAUACGCACCAUGCUCGAGAGUUUCGUCGAUACACAGAAGUACAGCGUAAUGCGCGCGAUGAGACAGACAUUCCAGAAGUACCUGUCAUAUAAGAAGGACCACAGUGAGCUUUUGUACUACAUUCUUCGUCAACUUACAAUGGACCAACUGGCUUACAUGCGAGGCCUGCACAAUCAUUCGCAGUCAACAAUUGAAAUCUCAGAACGGGACCUUAUGGAGAGAGCCCGACAAAUAAACAUCACAGACUUAAAACCUUUCUACGAUAGUAGGAUAUUCAAAAUCAACAAUUUCAGCUACGAUCAAAAGAGAAAAGUCAUAAUUCAUGCGUUGCCAGAAACACCCAGUGUUUCAUAGUGAAAAAGAACUAGGUAUCAAUUUGUGGGUACAUGAAAAUUAAAAACCUCUUCAAGGAGUACAAUAAUUUGAAACUACAAGUACAAUAAACAGUUUUGUAAUGUGUCAUUGUUAUGGUAUGUAAGUUAAACAGUUAAACGAUGGAGUCAAAAAGAAGUAAAAGUUUAAAAUGUCUUGUAACGAUACUUUGACGUAGCUCAUAACUUUGUUUUUUUCUUCACUAAUACAGAGAUUGGAAGAUGGCUGCAAAGCUGUAAGGGGAAGGCGGUCUAAACUGUAUCGCAAGCACACUUGUUACUUAACUAAACAAGUAGUAAAAUUAAAAAUUUUGUACAACGGACUUCAAUAUAACUUAUUAAGGAUAACUCAAAAACUACUGGUCACACGUUGAUCAAAUUUAUAUGUGAUCACAUCAGAAGCACCAGCUAUCGAGUAAAAAAAAAUCCUCAAAAUCGGUUCAUCUUAAAAAAUGUUGUGAGGUGACACACAUCAAAAAGUAUGUGGUAUGUGGUAGAGCCAUGCUGCAGCUAUAUUAGUAAUAUAGCUGUAGCACGAAUGAGUCGGCUCGACCGGGGAAGGACCACGUUCUCACAGAAUACCGGCGUAAAAUAGCAGCUUAACGCUGCUGUGUUUCGUUUGGUGAGUGUAGAGCAGGCGUAGGACAGUUGCCUUGAACCACAAAAAAUCAAUGGAUUCGCCAUUCAUAAUUAGUUUCCAAAAAAAUUUUGUUUAUAGUUGGUCUUAUGGCUUCACAGAUAUGGCUACUUUGGAAAAAUAAAAUGAAAUUAACUUACAAAAUAAAAAUAAGUGCACCAAAUAAUUAUUGGUGAUGUUAUUAAUAACAAAUUAUCAUUUUCAUAUAAAAAUACGUAAUAAUUAUCGAAUCAAUCGAUAAAUAUGCUAAUUAUGAUACUGGCAGCAACCAGCAUAUUAUAAUAAAAAAUAAAAAUGAAAUAAUUGUCAUACUAAAUUUUCAUUCUUGUUUCAUUGCAAAUACCCUUUUUAUAAAUUAUUAUCUCAGAAAUACAAGUGUACUGAUUGAAACUAGUUCUCUACUUUUAAUAUUAAAAGUAUAAAUUUGUAUUACAAAAAAGUAGGAACUGUUUCAGUAAGUAUAUAGCUAUAUGUAGCGAAUUAGUAUGGGUUCAAUUUGUAUGGGACGCUAGUAGUUCAAUUUUACCUGCAAUAAAAUAUCGUCAGAGGGCUCUCGUUUCCUGUAUGUAAUUAUUAUACUCUUUGGUGUAGAGAACCGCAGACCCUUUUAACUGGAAAUGAGGCCUUCCAUCUUAGUCCUUACGGGUGACAAGGCAUAUGCAUUUUGAUUCGUAGUUGAGGAUAGAUAUCGAUGUCUAUGGGUCACAGCAACUACUUAACAUCAGGUGGACGACUCUGUGCCCGUUUGUCACCAUUAUCCUAUACUUAUAAAAAAAAUACAGUCCAUUUGAGAACCUCCUCCUUUUUGAAGUCGGUUAAAUCAAAAUAAGCUAUGACAAUGACGAGUCCCUUAGUUACAGACCCUGACUAAAGAAACACGAUCUUGAUGCUUUAUGUCCGUCGCACCGCGGCCUUUGGAGAAUACUGUUUACAAUUGAGUACAAUUUGGUUCUAUAACGUUUCGUUAAUUCUUAGAAUUGAGUAACUCUGAUAUCAUUUCGGAUACAAAAAGUAUGAUUUUGCAAGGAUGUUACGGAUAUGACAUUUCGAAUCUGGAUAUGGAUAUGGGAAUAUUAAAUCGGUUUCAGUUACUGCCAUAAAAUUAUUUCUGAUUAUCCGUUACUUUCGGAUCGGAUUAGAUUUUUGAAAAAUUUAACUAAAAUACAAAUAAGUAGGUAAUCAUUUGGCUUUCUUGUUCCCGUACGGGAUUCCGUACGCAAUGCGGAAUUUCGAAUUGAAAAAAAAUUCAAACGGAAAACUUCUGUACGUGUGAUAGGUCCUUGAUUCUAUAUGGAUAUGCUUCGUACGGAAUCCCGAAUCGGAAUUUGGAAACUGAAUCACGAAUGUAUCUGGCCGGCUUUAGGAUUCGGUUACUGCUCCGGAUAAUUCAUAUUUCGAAUAUCCGAUAGUUUCGAUUAUGGUUACGGAGCUCCUCCAUAACGUCCCUAGUUGUCUAUUGUUAUAUUAGUCUGCCUAAAAAUUUAAUUUUGUUCCGUCGAUCUGAGUUCUGGGUCUCAAUUUUAAUAAUUUGCAACAUCCGCGCAAAUGAUGCCUCAAAUGAAAGAGUAAUAACCAUAGUGUUUUCAAAAAGGUUUGAAUAAAAAAAAGCACCAACCGUUUUUUUUUUAUUUAGCCUCUUAAGACCUGUUUCUUUAAAAUUGAAAAUUUUCGUGAACUUAUUGUAUGUACAAAAAUGUCUGAUGACACAGAUGCUUAAACCAUGUUUUGUUAGAUUGCUUACACGUUACUUUAAUUAAAAAAAUAUUAUCAAUAAAACUGGCAAUUAUUAGCAAUUAACUGUAAAAUUUUGGGUUUUAUCACC